UUGAAUAUGCUGUUGAGGUAUUUUCUUGUCCUCACAAUUGCACAGUACGCGACUGAAGUAGAUGGAAACCCCUAUAAAGUAGGCCUCCUUCUAAACUCGGACGAGGAAAUGGAAUCAAAUGCGAUCAAACGUCUUGCGGACUUUACGAUCUCGAACAUGCCCGAAUCAAACGUGACGUUGCAGAUCGAAAUCCAGCAUUACGGCAGAACUUAUUUUAGUCUGAUGAGUGGAGUUUGCUCGCUCAUUGACAACAACGUGGUUGCUAUUAUCUCAGCUUCCGACUCAACCUCAACUGCUGUACAGUCUAAUCUUAUUCGUCAGUAUCAGAUACCUUUUAUUGCUGCAGUGGCUACAAAUCCCUUCAUAGAAAGUCCAGAUGUUAACAAUCUGGAGCUGCGACUCUCACCAUCUGAUAUUCACCAAAGUGAAGCUGUAUUCGCCUUGUUGAAAGAGUUCUACUGGUUUGAAUUUUCCAUUCUCGCUUCCACUGGUAUUUAUGGGAUUAGAAGCACUGUUCGAUUACAAUAUCUAGCAUCGCAAGAUAUAAACUUUAACCUCAAGGACAUUCAACAUUUUGAUAUGAAAAAAGAUUUGUCACAACCCUCGACGGUAAAGAUUUUCUCAAAAGAACUAGAAGUGAUUAAAGAUUCUCUUGUCAGGGUUAUUGUGCUAAGCUGUCAUGGACGGUUCGCCAAACAGAUUUUCAGUGAAGCAAAAGAAAUGGGAUUGAUGGAUAAAGAUUACAUAUGGAUCACACUAGAUGGGAUCACAACAAGACCAGAUACCAUCGCAUACGGAGACAAAUCAUAUCUGUCAUAUUAUCAAGGAAUAUUUGGAACCGCACCCCAUUAUGGUGAAGAUAGUUUCGUUUACAACGUUCUAAAGGAUGCCUAUAUACUACAGAAAGGAGGAUCAUCAUCUGAUUUCACCAUGUCCCCCAUAAAAGUUUCGGAAGGACUGCAAAUUCUUCAUACCUCCCUCGUUCGACUAGGAAGUAUCGAAAGAGAAACUUUAAAGGAUGUUAAGUGUGGUAAAUCGGACACCUGGGCUGCAGGUCCAGCCUUGUUCUCCGAUAUGAGCAGUAUUGCUGAUGUCAACUAUUUUCAGACAUACGAAAUCAUGAAUUUUAAAGCCAAUGGAUUUGAACGAGUUGGGUUUUGGAAAUACGAUACUGGACUUGUUGAUUCAAGUGGUGAAAUUGUUUCUUGGAGGAGCAGAAAAGAUCUCUCUUUCAUGGGAAAUGUCGUUAAAGCACCAUCUGGAAUCGGGAGCAAUCUAAAUGGGUACCACCUAAGGGUUGGUGUUUUAGAGUCGCCACCCACUUCUCAUUUUGUAAACAGUUCCGAUUGUCAGAACGAUCCCUCUUAUCCAAGUUGCUGGAUAGGCUGGACUCCCGAUAUUGUAGCGAGACUUGCUGAAGAUCUGAACUUUACCUACGAAUACGUGGUGCCACCUGACAGAACUUUUGGCAUCUUCGACCGUGAGACAAAUUCAUGGGGAGGAUCAAUAGUAGGGGAGAUCGUUAAUCGAAGUAUAGAUCUCUCGUUAGCUUUAGCAGUAACAAGUGACCGAGCAAAAUACAUUGAUUUCUCAUCUCCAUUCUAUGAAGAUUCUGCAUCGAUGGUCAUGUACCCUGCAGUUGGGAGUGCAGAACCGUCUUCAAAUUUGUGGUUCUUUCUAGAGCCUUUUGAGAUGUCAGUAUGGGGUGCCCUUAUCAUACUCGUCGUCGCUGUUGCCACUCUUACAAAUUUCUUCAGCAAAUUUUCUCCUUUUGGAAGUUUUGGCGAAAAAAUCAAUGCGAUGCAACACUGUCCUUGCAAAAAAUGUGCCUCAAGAAGAAGGGUUAAAAAGGUAAAGAAGUGUAGAUUUGUUGACACAAAGAAGUUUGAAUGCCUGCUUGAUAAGGUUGAAGAAGACGAUGAUAUGAAUGAUCUGUCUUUCUACAAUUCAACUUGGCUCAUCGGCACAGGGUUUGUACUGCAAGGUACAGAUGUACUCCCAACUUCUCCUUCCGGAAGACUUCUCCUAUUCACCUGGUGGCUGUUCAUGAUGAUUCUAACUGCCAUGUACACGGCCAACCUUACCACUAACCUGACGACGGAAACGUCGGGGCUUUCAGUAACUUCUUUUCAGGAUUUACUUUCCCAGGACUAUUACAGUUGGGGAACCGGUGCUGCUUAUGACUAUGUGGAAAGUCAGAUUGAGAAUGGUAAUGAUGCAAUAAUUAAGGACAUAUCUAAAAGUGCUCAAAAAAUUUAUUCUUGGGAUGAGGUUGUAAGAAAGGUGAAGGAAGAAAAAUUUGUAUUUAUCGAUACGGGAAGUGCCAUAGGGUACAUAUUUCGGAAUGACUGCAAGAAAAUUAUCGCCGAUACAUCGAAAUUUAACACCCAGUUCGCUCUUGGAAUGCCGUUGAAUACGCCGUACCUAGAGAUGAUAAACAAAAGGUUCAUAUCCUACAGAGAGGAAGGAUUCUUCAAUCUGGGGUUCAAGAAAUGGUACGGCACUGGAGACUUAGACUGUGAAGCCAGCACUCCAAAUAUUGGAAGCGACGAGAAGUUCUCUCUCAAGGUCCUAAUCGGACUUUUCCUCAUCCUGCUAUUUGGUGUUCUGUGGGCAUUGUGUACGAGCUGUGUUGAAUUCCUUGUCGUCUCAUACUCGGAUAGCAUAGAAAGUGAUACAACUUUUUAUCAGUGCUUGCAAACAAGACUCUCUCUUAAAAAGCGUGAGGUGUGUGAGGAAUGGUUUGGCGGCAAUGACAACCGCGCUGCUUCCCGCAGAACCAGUACUCAGUCUUCGUCACGAAGUUCAAGUCUUCUAAAUCGACCGCUGACGGAACGUGGUAAUUUCAUUCUAAGAGAGCGGAGCAGAGGGACAUUUUGUUAACUUUAAAUGAACGGCUGGCUAUAUCAGGUAAAAUCUAAGAGUUCGAAUCAUCAACUGGGUAUAAGAAAACUGUUACCUACGGUUUAUGUAAACUGUUCCUCGAUUAAACACGCUAUCCCAAAGAACGAAGAAGGUAUAUUGUACUAAUACAAUCGUAGCUACAAUAGAUUCGUAAACUUAAUACGUUAGUCUGUUAAAUAUGAUUCAAAACUUUACAAUACACCUUACCUGAACUGGAAUCGAAGCAGGACACAUGUCGAGGGUUGGAAGCAAACCUGGUGGGUUUUAUUUUCAAUCUCAGGUUGUUCAUUCAUUUUAUUUUCAAAUUCACAAAUGUCGAUUAUCAAUCUAAUCGUCAACAAUUUUUAAAAAUCUAUGGAUUCUGUUAUUUUAAAAUGUUGCAUAUUAGGGGCAUGACGGAAGCUAUAGUUACAUAUUAGUUAAAUAAUUACUGUUUUCUUAUGGACCCUUUAUAGUGACAUACAACUUCAACAAAUGACUUACUAACGAGUAAAUUAUUACAAAUUAAAGUUGACACUUUGAUUGAUACUAUUACUAACAGUAGACUAAAAAAAUCUU
Messenger RNA from Bolinopsis microptera, 3462 nucleotides. RefSeq names its product glutamate receptor ionotropic, kainate 4-like. Gene Ontology annotation, cellular component: plasma membrane. Gene Ontology annotation, molecular function: signaling receptor activity; ligand-gated monoatomic ion channel activity. The transcript has 3 exons. The coding region runs from base 7 to 2883 and encodes 958 amino acids. The record is from RefSeq and is a predicted model, not a curated record. Lineage: Eukaryota; Metazoa; Ctenophora; Tentaculata; Lobata; Bolinopsidae.